Messenger RNA from Mauremys reevesii (Reeves's turtle), 3896 nucleotides. It is a transcript of the gene NCS1, whose product is annotated as neuronal calcium sensor 1. The transcript is spliced from 8 exons. Lineage: Eukaryota; Metazoa; Chordata; Testudines; Geoemydidae. Bases 835 to 1407 code for a protein of 190 amino acids. Gene Ontology annotation, molecular function: calcium ion binding; calcium sensitive guanylate cyclase activator activity. The record is from RefSeq and is a predicted model, not a curated record.
AUCAGUGCAUCUGCAGAGAAAGAAGAAGCCAUUGAGUUGUUUUGAAUGAAAAUGUUAUUGGGUUGUGGGUUUUUUUAGAGGAUUGAUCUAAAAAGGAAAGUGAGGAGACAAGAAAGGGAGACAUAAGACAUUGGCCUGCUGCUGUCUGACUGGCAGAUUCCAGUUAACACCUUAUCAGCAGAGCAGCAGGCAGCAGCAAAUCCUCGCCUGCUGAAGCUACACAGCGAAAGAAAGAGGGGAGGGUGUUCUGUAACCAGGGACGACAACAGCAACACUCCACAGAGCUACCGGGAGGAUAGAGAGAGAGGCACAUACACACAGAUCCUGCACAAUAACCUUCCUUACCAGGCUGUGCAAGCAAGGGCAGGGGAGGAAAAACAAAUCAACCUGCAGUGUUUAAUUUUUUAUUAAGAGAAACCAUGACUGAAAUGUAACCACAGCUCUGGUCGCUGCAAAAAAAGCCGAACCCCAAAGCCCUCUCUCCAAGUGGAAUGUAGCAAUUCUGUUUAUUAGCGUUAUUCUUCAGUUGAAGAGCGGGGUAAAAUCCUCCAGGACUGAAAUCCUAUCUCCCAGUAAGGUUGGAGCACCACAAAAACAAAAGCAAUUCUCCCCUGUACCCCUUACUCCACUGCUGCUGCUGCUGCUUUUUUGUUUUUUAAAGAAACAUUGUUCUAGGAAGGAGAGGAGAUUGGAAGAAGAACCCAAGGUGAUUUUGAAUUUUUUUUUAAAGUCAAGGUAAACCUUCUGAUGACCCCUCAGUGAAAGAGGGGGAGUUACAAGGCAAUAUAGUGAUUGAUGUACUGAGUGAUCUGGAGGAAGAGCUGCUGGGCAAUAAUGGGGAAAUCCAACAGCAAGUUGAAGCCUGAAGUUGUGGAAGAGCUGACCAGGAAGACCUACUUUACAGAGAAGGAGGUGCAGCAGUGGUACAAGGGCUUCAUCAAGGACUGCCCCAGCGGACAGCUGGACGCCGCUGGCUUUCAGAAGAUCUAUAAGCAGUUCUUUCCCUUUGGCGACCCAACGAAAUUUGCAACCUUCGUUUUUAACGUCUUUGAUGAAAACAAAGAUGGGAGGAUCGAGUUUUCGGAGUUCAUCCAGGCGCUGUCGGUCACUUCCCGAGGGACCCUGGAUGAGAAAUUGCGGUGGGCCUUUAAACUGUACGACUUGGACAACGACGGGUACAUCACGAGGAACGAGAUGCUGGACAUCGUAGAUGCUAUUUAUCAGAUGGUGGGUAACACGGUAGAGCUUCCAGAAGAGGAAAACACACCUGAGAAGAGAGUGGAUCGGAUUUUCGCUAUGAUGGACAAGAAUGCCGAUGGGAAGCUAACGCUGCAGGAGUUCCAGGAAGGCUCCAAAGCCGACCCGUCCAUCGUACAGGCACUGUCCCUCUAUGACGGACUCGUAUAGUCCCGGGAUCCCAAGCUGAGUUGCCUGGGGGAAGAUUCUUUCUGUGCCAUCAGACCACCUCAGUAAAGAAGCUUGCCUGUCCCUCUCCAGCCUUCCUUUAUGUUACACGAACAAGGGAGGCGCUUGAAGUGUGAGGUCAUCCCCCGCACCCACUCUGCACUCUGAAUUAACCGUGUCCAUUUGCCAACUUCCGCUUUCUCAACAACAACAACAAAAACAAGGGGAAAAAAAAAAAGAAGAAAAAAGAAAGGAAAAAAAUAGAAAAAGAAAAAGCAGCGAAUUUUUCAGCUUCUGGGGGUGGAAGGGAUCGUGCAUCGCUGUGUGGAGACCCCUCCCGCCUCUCGCUUUUACUUAGUAGAUUUUUUUUUGGAACGGACUAAAAACACCGACAAAUAUUUGACAUUGUUUUCAUAGAAAAGCGCAGCAUGAAGAAGGAGCCAAAAGGUACUGCUGAGGUCUUGGAACGGGCGGCUGCUGCACGCCCUCCGAGUGCUUGAUCGCCAUCGGCUUCUGCUUCAUCGGCGGGGCGGGGGGGACGAGGGGACGGACGCUAAAAGGCAAUUGGAAAUGAAAGUUCCACAUCCCCUGCGUUUCCAGCAGCAGCCCAGCCCGCGUCGCUAGGGAGAGCUGUAUAGUUUUUGUGAUACAGUAUUGUGCUUUUUUGGGGGUUUUUUGGAUGGAAAAAGUGAGGCUGUUGUGACUAUGCCUCUCUCUGUUAUCGAUAUCUUUAUUUAUUUGUUGUAACCGUUGCUGCUGUGUUUAGUCUUUCCUGUGUUGAAACACCUAGGUGAUAAAAGUUGCAAGGUUUACACACUAUGGCAGGGGGAGGUAGCCUGCGAUAGCAAUUAAGCCAAAAAUAUCCUCCCCCCACCUCCCCCCAUAUACUGUGCUUUGUUGGCUGGUUGAUGUUUUACGGGGGAUAAUCUAACCCCCUUCUCCUUAUUCCCACGCCUCUAGUCCCUGCACCCUGCCCUCCCUCCUUGUCUUUAGAAACUCAGCUACUACCCCUGACAAAUCCCAAGGCUGGGACUGAAUGCUCUCUUCCUCUCAACAAGUUGUAUUUCUGUUGCCCUUCUGCAUUCAUUUUGCCAUCUUGCCUUUGUGUAAAGCAGAAUGACGAAAUAUACAGUAUCCAGACAUUUUUCUGCAUGAAAAGUAUUAAUGGGGCCAAUAUUGUUUGAGCUUUAAAAUGACCCUUCUUUUUGGAAAAUCCUGGCAUUGUCGUGUAUCUGUCUUGCUGGGCGGAUGGGGAGUUAGAAAAAUGAAACUGGAUUAACUCCUUGCUAAGCCUCCAGGAGGUUGGGAGCCUGGAGUCCCUGUGGGCUGAGAACAGAGAUGGUUGCUUGUACAGUGUAACGGUUUUGAAAAGAACCAGCCGGUCAGUGGAGCUUAGGAGAGUUGUCUAAGCAAACUACACUCCAUAGCUGUUUAAGGCAAAACCCAAAGCCUUGAUGCUGUCCAGAGCUAGACAGGGCUGCUUAGUGUCCUGGAGAAGGAGGAGGAAGAAUGGCUCCAGCCUCUUCGCGUUUUGCUACGUUUGCUCUCAUUUGUGCUCCUGAGUUUUGCUCUUUGGGCCGUGCAUUGAGAGAGAGCUAGAGGAGCCUUGUUCAGUGGAUCACGUCCAUUCCUAUGGUUCCCAGUUUGGGUCACAAAGAUGGACUUGGGCUUUGAUAAACAGGAAAACAAUCAACAAAACAAAUCCGGCCUUGCCCCCUUCCCCAUUUCUGCUUGGUCUGUCUCCACCUUUGAGCGAAAUGGAAUAGCAGAAUAGACGCACAGUAGCAAAGGCACCAGAGACUAGGGCAGGCACUAGCCACGGUUCCUUUGUCUGACGGGGCUGGAGCGGAAAGCCUCCUGCAGCUGUCCCUAGGAAGGUUUGUGGGGUGCCUGUACACAGAACAAUUGGCAAGUGCUCCACAAACAUUGGAGACCGUCGCCUUUCCACCCACGUUUUUGGUCACGCACCCAGAGGUUGGUGCAUUCCCCUGUUGUGCUAGCUAGCCGCAGUGUUUCUAAGGUGCCGAUCACCUUGGGAUCCAAACACCAAGCAUUGUCCUGCUUCAGACUGAGUGUAACAAGAACAGCUGCAGAGUAAUGGAUUGGGAGGCAGGAGGAAGAGUCUGCUCUUGGGUUCUCCCAGGUAGUACGUCAGACCUGUGAGAAGUGCAGUGACUCCAUCCUUCAGAGCUGUAAUCGCUUUUUCUGGAUAUAAAUCCCAGUCACUGUGCCAAGCACUGCUUCCCUUCCUCCUUUCCUCUCCCACCAUAUCCCUACAGUGUAACCAGUGCAAGCUGUGCUUUGCCAGAGAGGAUAUACAGCCCGGGUGACCCAGAUCUGGCACUUGAAUGCCUGCAGGGUGCUGAAUGUGAGUGCCUCUUUGCACAGGUGCAGAUAUCCAUAGGAGGGAUGUCUCCUCCAGGGGCGGCUCCAGACCCCAGCACGCCAAGCGCGUGCUUGGGGCGGCAUGCCGCGGGGGGCGCUCUGCCAGU